AUGAAGCUACGCUUAGGGCCACAUCUCCGUACAUUUUUUCUUUCUCUUUCUUUUAAUUUUCCUUUCCUUUUUUUAAUUUUUCUUUUCUUAUUCAUUUUUAUUUCCUUUCUGUUUUUCUUUCUUUUCUCCUUUUUCUUUUCUUUCUCUUUUCCUUUCCUUUUUAAUUUUCUUUUCUUACUCUUUUUAUUUCCUUUCUCGUAUUCUUUUCUCUCUUUUUCGUUUCUUUCUCUUUUUUCCUCACUUUCUCCUUUUCUUUCUCUUUUUCUUCCCUUUUUUCUUUUCUUUCUCUUUUUCUUCCCUUUUUUCUUUUCUUUCUCUUUUUCUUCCCUUUUUUCUUUUCUUUCUCUUUUUCUUCCCUUUUCUUUUUUCUUUUCUUUCUCUUUUUUCUUUUCUUUCUCUUUUUCUUCCAUUUCUACUUUUCUUUUUUUCUCUUUUCUUCCAUUUCUCCUUUUCUUUUCUUUCUAUUUUUCUUUCCUUCCUCUUUUUCUUUUCUUUCUCUUUUUUCCUCACUUUCUCCUUUUCUUUUCUUUCUCUUUUUCUUCCCUUUUCUCUUUUUCUUUCCUUUCUCUUUUUCUUUCCUUUCUCUUUUUCUUACCUGGCUCUUUUUUCUUUUCUUUCUAUUUUUUUUCUUUUCUGUCUCUUUUUCUUUCCUUUCUCGCUUUCUUUUCUUUCUCCUCUUACAUUUUUCAUAAUUUUUCCUCUUUUUAA
Messenger RNA from Acanthosepion pharaonis, 708 nucleotides. The record is from the annotation of a GenBank genome assembly. NCBI's taxonomy places the organism in Eukaryota, Metazoa, Mollusca, Cephalopoda, Sepiida, Sepiidae.